CCCACCACAUUUUGCGUGCUAUUCUCAUCGACAUCACUCCAACGCGUGACAUACCAUUCUACUCGCUUUCUCCUAAUAUCACGACAUCUCAGCUCCCAUAAACGAAGAACAAACGCGUCGACGUUGUGACUACCCUCACACUCGUCUCACAUUAAAUUGCAAACAACGUCCACAAUGACACGCGAUUCCUCGGCGACGUACCUGCAUAUGCACCAUUCGCACCACGCCGACCUCCUCGAAUCCUUCACAAACCCAACGAACUCGCAUCUCGCGCCAGAAGACAUAUACAUCCCUCACCACCUGCAGCCUGUGAAUCCCGAAGACGAAGACGACGUGGUACCCGACCAACACGCCGCAUUCGGCAUCCAGCGCGCGACCCAGGGCAGGAAGGAGCCUACGUGGCGCGAUCUAGGGCUGGAGGAGCUUUUGAGACGGGGGCCUGGAGAGGGUGGUAACGGUACAGGGAGUGUGGGUGUGGGAGGUACAGCGGCAAGAACAUUAGCGCAGAGCAGUAACAAUGAACCUGUGAGGUUGGCGCUGCAGAGGCAGCCGGGUGCUAGGACAGCGGGGGUCAGGACAACGGGUGGAGGAGAAGGGCCUGUUGGAGGUGGGGGAGCAGGGAACGGGAUGCCUCGAUGAGCGAGUGAAGAGGAUGAUGUGAUAUCAAGAGCCUGGGAGAAGUCACAGCAUAAUCACUCUGGACUCAUAGGGAUAAAGAGUGUUGAGACAGGAUUAAGGACUCAAGACGCGUGACAAUCGUUCAUCGACCUAGCGAUAACUCACGGACAUCUACAUCGAUGUGCAGCCACUGAAAGUGCACCGUCACUUAGAGAGGUGGAAUGCGAGCCCAAGGCAGAGGUAGUGGACCCAUGACGUAAUCAGCGAUUUCCGAUCUGUGGUCGUGUUCCACGGCUUCUUCGGUUCCUUCAAAACGUCAAUCAAAACAACCAGAAAUGUCUCCACAGCUGAGAUCAUACCUGGAGCUUGUCUCCGCAAACGACAA
Molecule: messenger RNA, 1003 nt
Organism: Dothidotthia symphoricarpi CBS 119687
Lineage: Eukaryota; Fungi; Ascomycota; Dothideomycetes; Pleosporales; Dothidotthiaceae
Product: Apc13p-domain-containing protein
Exons: 2
Coding region: 175-639 (154 amino acids)
Biological process (GO): positive regulation of mitotic metaphase/anaphase transition
Cellular component (GO): anaphase-promoting complex
Source: RefSeq, a predicted model, not a curated record